This is a messenger RNA of Vanrija pseudolonga, 966 nucleotides long. RefSeq names its product Short-chain dehydrogenase reductase 3c (gene SDR3c). The record is from RefSeq and is a predicted model, not a curated record. The coding region runs from base 1 to 966 and encodes 321 amino acids. Gene Ontology annotation, molecular function: oxidoreductase activity. Lineage: Eukaryota; Fungi; Basidiomycota; Tremellomycetes; Trichosporonales; Trichosporonaceae. The transcript is spliced from 7 exons.
AUGGGAAUCCGCAACUCAAUCACGGGGUCGCUCAAAGCCCACAAGGCCACCAAGAAGGCUCAGGCCGAGGCAAGCUCUGCGAGCACCACGGUACUGCGGACUUCCUUGCUCGAGGGCACGGUCGGGGUCAUCACCGGGGCCGAUAGCGGCAUUGGUGCGGCAGCUGUACACAUCUUUGCCGCCGCCGGCGCCCAAGUCAUCUACGCCAUUGACAUCAAGGAUCGCAACCUCUUCAACUACGAUGCGGAGGUCAAAGCAAAGGGCCUCAAGACGGAUGUGUUCGGCGUCACAGUCGACAUUUCAGACGACAAGGAGGUGGAAGCACUCGUGAGGCGCGUGAUCAAGGAACAGGGCAAGCUGGACUGGUUCUUUGCGAAUGCCGGGGUCAUCGAUUGGGAAGCAUUACCGACAACGGCGCCUGCGGUUCUGGACCGCGUCAUCAACGUCAAUGUUCGCGGCACAUUCAACUGCGUCCAGUGGGCGACCAGGGCGCUCGUCACAACAAGUGAAGCCAAGCCGACGGCGGGAGGCAGCAUUGUGGUCACAACAUCACUCGCCGGCUCAUCAGGAUCUUGGGGCACGCCAGCAUACACAAUGUCCAAGCACGCAGCCAUCGGCCUCGUAAGGUCGACAGCGGCAAACUUGAUCAAGGCUGGGAACACCGGCAUUCGAAUCAACGGUGUGGCCCCCGGCCCGACUCUCACCCCUAUCGGCCAGAACAACUUGACCCUCAGCACAAUGUCGGGCCAAGCCAGGAUGGCGGUUCUCUCCGCAUCAUCAAAGAUCACCGACGAGUCUCUCUCAUGGUCGUGCACACCAUCGGAGAUUGCCCAGACAGCACUGUUCCUGAUCUCCGACCAAGCUUCAGGCAUCAACGGCCAGAACGUCAUCGUGGACAAGGGCUUGAGCGAGGCGCCACACGACAUGGGCGGCCUGUUGUUCAAGCCAGUCUUUGAGCCUCUGUAG